Messenger RNA from Syzygium oleosum, 1261 nucleotides. Its product is annotated as protein SRC2 homolog. The coding region runs from base 83 to 856 and encodes 257 amino acids. The record is from RefSeq and is a predicted model, not a curated record. The transcript is spliced from 7 exons. Lineage: Eukaryota; Viridiplantae; Streptophyta; Magnoliopsida; Myrtales; Myrtaceae.
AAGUAAAAGAAGGGAGAUUCUUGGAACUUCCGGUAUCCUCUGGGUAUUUAAAAGGGGAGACGCCUUUCGAGAGGCAAAGUCAAUGCAGCAAUACCAUCUCUCCACCGAGUCUUGGAAUCCUAUGAUGUCGAUUCAAGGCCAGCUUCUUGAGGUCACAGUUGUCGGGUGUAAUAAGUUGAAGGACACCGAGUGGAUUUCGAGACAGGAUCCCUACGUCUGUCUGGAAUAUGGCAGCUCCAAGUUUCGCACCCGUACUUGCACCGACGGUGGUAAAAACCCCACAUUUCAAGAGAAGUUUGUGUUCACGCUCAUUGAAGGGCUUAGGGAGUUGAAUCUUGCGGUGUGGAACAGCAAUACCCUCACUUUCGACGACUUCAUCGGCAGUGGAAAGGUUCAGCUCCAUAAGGUUCUUUCUCAGGGCUUCGAUGAUACGGCCUGGCCUCUUCAGACUAAAACGGGAAGAUAUGCUGGAGAAGCACGCGUGAUAUUACAUUACGCAAAUGCAAUAAAACCGGGAACAAGCUGUGCACCAUCUGCACCGCCAUAUGUAGGUUCGGCUCCUCAGGUGUCUUUGUACUCUGCACCUCCUCCCCCAUCUGCUCCUUACGGUGCAACCGCCACAGCGUAUCCUGCUACCACUCCUGCAUACCCAUCGUAUGCACCCAAUCCAGCGGCAUACCCAUCGUAUCCACCCAAUCCAGCGGCAUACCCACCACCACCGUAUUUUCCCCAUCCGCCAUCAGCCUAUCCUCCUCCAGCGUACCCUCCACCUUCGGCUUAUCCUCCGCCUCCAUAUCCACCGCCUCCCGGCCCUCCAGGUGCUUAUCCAGGGCAUUAUCCUCCUCCACCUUACUGAGGGAGAGCUUCUGCUAGAAGAAAUGUUAAAGGUUCCGCAAGAAGCUACUGUUGUAUAUAGAUUUUGUAAUUACAUUGUUAGUUUUCUUCUUUUGACCUGGAAACUUUUCUUUAUGUUUUCUAUUUUGAUUGUUGCUUGUCAAGAAGUGUUUGGACAGCAAAUUACUAGACCGUCGUGUUUUGUACCAGUUACAUUUUUUUUAAUUCGAGUAAAAUCUAUAUCAACCUAAAAAUCUUACUAGUAAAAGAGGAAAAACCAAUUGUAUUGCAAAUGGAUGUCUUCCACGGUGGGUGUAUGAGCCCAGUUGAUUUGUGCGUCUUGUAUAUGAUCAUGUCCUAACUGCUACUCUUUUGAUCACAUAUAAAUAAAAAAUCUAUUAUGCAUUCAUCUGCAUUGACUACCACA